Messenger RNA from Monopterus albus (swamp eel), 2798 nucleotides. It is a transcript of the gene slc7a10b, whose product is annotated as solute carrier family 7 member 10b. Gene Ontology annotation, molecular function: L-amino acid transmembrane transporter activity; neutral L-amino acid transmembrane transporter activity. The transcript is spliced from 12 exons. The coding region runs from base 276 to 1838 and encodes 520 amino acids. Gene Ontology annotation, cellular component: membrane. Lineage: Eukaryota; Metazoa; Chordata; Actinopteri; Synbranchiformes; Synbranchidae. Gene Ontology annotation, biological process: D-serine transmembrane transport; D-alanine transmembrane transport. The record is from RefSeq and is a predicted model, not a curated record.
UCAAGUCACCAGUCAACCUAAGCUGUGGGUCUUUGGACUGUGGAAGGAAGCCGCCGACACCUUUUCACAUGAUACUGGAGCAGGUGUCCCUGAACGCCUCACGCUGAGUCCGAGGUAUUUAACAUUCUGCCCCGGACAGCGGCAGGUUGUUGCGCAGGCGCAGCCCUUUCAAUCUGCAUGAAUACGGAGUGAGGAGAAGACGGGAGCACUGGGAGCACUGCGACUAGCAGGACACAAAGGAUUGGACGCACCGGACCGGAAACGGGCAGGCGGACAUGGAUGGACAGAACGCCAGCAGCGGCACCUGCUCCCGGCCGCACGGCACCGGGAUGGAGGGCAAGAAAAAGAAGAACAUCCCCGACAGGGUGACUCUGAGGAAGGAGAUCGGGCUGCUGAGCGCCUGCACCAUCAUCAUAGGUAACAUCAUUGGCUCUGGUAUCUUCAUCUCACCUAAGGGGGUCCUGGAGCACUCAGGCUCCGUGGGUGUGGCGUUGGUGGUUUGGUCACUUGGAGGCUGCAUCGCCACUUUGGGCUCCUUAUGCUAUGCUGAACUGGGCGUCACCAUUCCCAAAUCUGGAGGUGACUACUCCUAUGUCACAGAGAUAUUCGGUGGCCUGAUGGGGUUUCUCCUGUUGUGGAGUGCUGUCCUCAUCAUGUACCCAACCACGCUGGCUGUAAUUGCACUCACCUUCUCCAGCUAUGUCCUGCAGCCGGUCUUCCCCAACUGUGUUCCUCCAUACAUGGCCAUGCGGAUGCUGUCUGCUGCCUGUGUUUUGCUGUUGACAUGGGUGAACUGCUCCAGCGUUCGUAUGGCUACCAGGAUCCAGGACAUCUUCACCUUGGGGAAGCUGAUGGCUCUGGGCCUCAUCAUCAUGGUCGGCCUAGUGCAGAUUUUCAAUGGUAACUACGGGGCUCUAACUCCUCAGAUGGCCUUUUCCAUGGACAGGACACCGUCGGUUGGGCAGAUUGCUCUGGCCUUCUUGCAGGCCUCCUUUGCCUUCAGUGGAUGGAACUUCCUCAACUAUGUUACAGAGGAAGUGAUUGAUCCCAGACGGAAUCUACCUCGUGCCAUCUACAUCUCCAUACCACUGGUGACCUUUGUGUACACACUCACCAACAUUGCCUACUUCUCCUCCAUGUCGCCCGAUGAGCUGCUGUCAUCCAAUGCUGUGGCCGUAACAUUUGGGGAAAAGCUUCUAGGAAUGUUCUCUGUCGUCAUGCCGAUCUCUGUGGCUCUGUCCACCUUUGGAGGAAUCAACGGUUACCUGUUUACUUCGUCCAGGUUAUGUUUCUCAGGAGCCAGAGAGGGUCACCUGCCCAGCCUGCUGGCCAUGAUCCACUACCAAAACUGUACGCCCAUCCCUGCCCUACUGGUCUGCUGCACUGCCACCAUUGUGAUACUCUGCAUCGGUGAAACACACAACUUGAUCAACUACGUCUCCUUCAUCAACUACCUGUCAUAUGGCGUCACCAUCGCAGGUCUGCUGUACUGUCGCUGGAAGAAACCCAACCUGUACCGACCCAUCAAGGUGAAUCUGCUGGUUCCUGUGUGCUACCUGAUGUUCUGGGCACUGUUGCUGGGUUUCAGCCUUUACUCAGAGCCGGUAGUUUGUGGCGUCGGCCUGGUCAUCAUGCUCACCGGUGUACCUGUCUACUUUCUGGGUGUACACUGGAAAGAAAAACCUAUGUGUAUCUACAACUUCACUGAGAGGGCAACAUACGUUGGCCAGGCAUUGUGUUUCGUGGUCUUCCCACAGCUUGACCCCAUCGAGAUCAACAGCCCUUCAGAGAAGACUGGCCGGUCACCAGGCAGGACCAGUUUGUCUGCUACUUCUUAAAACUCAUUUUUGCAUAUAUGAACAUUGGUGUGUUUUUCCUCCUGUUUCUAUUUCCUUACUGUAUAUGUUCAAUCAUCUGUUCCUGGUGUGGGAGCUUCCUGUCUGACCUUUGACCCUCCAUGACACUGAUUUUUUCCCUACGCCUGCUUUCCUGUGUGGGCUGCUUGCACUUAGCAUUUUUCCUCUUCUAAGGCAUCAGAUACAACAACCUAAAGCUGACAAUGUCACACUAUGAAAAUGACUUUUAUUCCUAUUGUGGACCCAUUUGGUUCUUCUGCAACAAGACAGAUCUCUGACUGAGUGAUAGUGUGUAGUUUUAUCUGCUCAGUGUUACUGGUGCCUUAUGGCCUUUUCACACCAGGUCCCACUCUGUAGUCACUGUUCUGAAUAUAGGAAGAAAAAAUGAUUUCAGAAAAUGCUACAAACACUAUGUAACAAAGAGUAUGUGGAUAGCCCUGUGAUGCCCUGAGCCAGGUCUGGGAGGAGACCCCCCAGGACACCAUCCGCUGACUCAUCAGAAGCAUGCUCAGACGUUGUCGGGAGGCCAUAUAGGCAGGCGGGGGCCAUACACAUUUCUGAGUCACAUUAUGAGUUGCAGUGAGGAAGUUCACACAGCUUGGAUGAGCCUGUUCAAAAAGCAUCAACGUCUUUCCAGAAACCCAGAGGCAGUCACGUUUUUCCACGUUUUUAUUUUUUUCACCAUCAAUAUUAUUUCUGAGACUUGGUGUGAAAAGGUACUUACUGGAGAAUAUCUAGAUUUAAAUAUUCUUUAUUAACUGAUUCACUCUAUUAGAUUUUAAUAUAUUUUGUUAGUGCCUUUUGCAAAACAUAUUGCAUUGGAUUACUUGAGAAGCACUUUAGAGUCAUUCCAUGGAAACUAUACACAUUGGACCUUGGAACUGUAAGUUUUUUUUUAAUCAUAGCCAAACAAAAUUUUCUAUUCCAUAGCAUGAAAGAUAU